AUAGCGCCGCUCGGACCGGUCGACUUCACGGUGACGGAUAUUUUACUUUUUGUUCAUGUUUACUGGGAUUUAGUUUCUGCUCUCCGCUUUUCUUUGUUGUGCGAAAGUUUCUGACUGAAACACCAGCUCGGCUGCUGCUGUUCUUGUGAAAUGAAGCGGUGAAAAUGUUCCUUUGAACAAGAGCCCAAACCACUUUAGCAGUCAGCUGUUUGGUUUUAACUAAUUUACCAGGAUGAACUGUUUCAAUCAAAAGCUAAGACGGCUAUCUCCCAUGCGUGACAGCAGUACCAAUGAUCUGGUUCCCUCUAAACCUCCCAGGGUCAAUGGGUGGCUGUGGCCACCUCAGAUUUUCCAAGUGGUUGCCUGGUUGGUGUACCUCUUCCUCACUGUAGUCGGCUUUGGCAUAUAUAUUCCUCUUCUACCUCUGCCAUGGACCCAAGUGGCAUAUGCUCUGAUUGGCAUAUUGUGUGUCGUGCACUUCAUUGCGCAUAUUGCUGCAGUGACUGUAGAUCCGGCAGAUGCCAAUGUGAGAGCCAAACUCAACUAUUCCAGUCCAGUUCCAUUGUUUGACCGGACAAAGCGAGCCCAUGUCAUCCAGGAACUACACUGUUACCUGUGUGACGUCAAGGUAGGCAACAAAACAAAACAUUGUCGUGUUUGCAACAAGUGUGUGGAAGACUUUGAUCACCAUUGUGUAUGGCUGAACAACUGUAUAGGAGGGAGGAACUACUGGUUGUUCUUUGUGGCACUAACCUCUGCUACACUAGGUGCCCUGCUACUUAUUGCUGUCAUCUUGUUCAUAUUUAUUCAGCACUACCUGGAUCCAAACAGCUUACGGACCGAUCCCCAGUUUGAUAGUGUUAUGGGGAAUUGCACCUGGCUAGUGUUCUUACCAUUAGCGUCCGUUAAGACGACUUCAGCUGGCCUCCUUACAUUGGCCUUCAUUACGGUCAUGUUGGGUGUGAUUUGCCUGAUCCUGGUUGGUCACCUACUGGGCUUUCAGUUUUACCUCUUGUAUAAAGGCAUAAGCACCUAUGAAUAUGUAACGAUGAAGCGCCAAAAAGAAACUCAAAGACAAGCGUGUGAGGGAGAAAUCCCCCAUGAUGCCAAAAGACAUAAGACAGUGGCACAGAACGAAGAGAAUGCCGAUGUCUGUGAGACAUCGUUAUCACAGAAUUCAAGUAUUUGCAAAAAUGAAGGCCCACACACCAGCCGAACUUCCAUCUGCAAUGAGCUGGAAACCUGUAAGAAGUUGGCAGAAAAGGAAAGUGGUUUCUAUCACGGCUCAAAAAAGCCCACAGAGAAUAUGAUGGAAAUGUCAGUGAACAGCAUGAAAAGCUUGAAACCUGAAACUGUUGGAGAGAUUCAGAGUGCUGCUGUGACAUGUGUUGAACAAAGUCCUGGGGUGCAGGACCCAAUGGGCAGCUCCAUUAUGACUCCAUACAAGACUCUGCAGUAACGUGUGUGUCUGUCAAACUAUUUAUCAAACAUGGUCGUAUUACGUGAAUCUCCUUCAAAAGGACUGAAAAUGAAUUGAACUUUGCAUCAAAGUUAGAAUCAAAUCAGCCUAGUGGAAACUUUGAAUAAAGGUGGAAUAACUGUCGAAUAAUAAUUUAGUUCAUUUUUACAUAGUUUUAUGACCGUUUUAUGUAUGUAUGAGAGCAGCACUUCAUUGUAACUUGCACAGAGGAUUUGUUUUACUGAUCUUCCUGAAAACUGGAUUUGAGUGUUUGGUGAGAUAUGCAGUUGUGCACUAUGUAUUGAAAUCUGUGAAAAUGAAUCAUGUUCCCUGAAGAGCCAACAGACUGCAGGUUUGCCUUCCAAGUGUGUCACACACUGUAGUUAAUUUCACUAAAUGCUUCUCCUCUACAUGGAGUAAGAUCAUAAAUCACUUUUGUUUUUGGGUGGAAUGAAAACCUGCAGACCUUUGGCCUUCCAUUGCACAUCACUGUGUCUUUGGCAUAAUGCAUGAUCUACAUGUGAGCCAAACAAACGCUACCUUUUCAAAAAUGGGUUGUGUAACCAGUUUAUCUUCAUCAGUUU
Thalassophryne amazonica is the source of this 2043-nucleotide messenger RNA. It is a transcript of the gene zdhhc11, whose product is annotated as zinc finger DHHC-type containing 11. The record is from RefSeq and is a predicted model, not a curated record. Gene Ontology annotation, molecular function: protein-cysteine S-palmitoyltransferase activity. Gene Ontology annotation, cellular component: endoplasmic reticulum; Golgi apparatus. Bases 233 to 1459 code for a protein of 408 amino acids. Gene Ontology annotation, biological process: protein targeting to membrane; peptidyl-L-cysteine S-palmitoylation. The transcript is spliced from 11 exons. Lineage: Eukaryota; Metazoa; Chordata; Actinopteri; Batrachoidiformes; Batrachoididae.